CGGACCCUCAGACAUCCGAAGACCCCUGAGACGAGCAGACGUUCUAAGUAUUAGAUCAGGGACGGACUACCCUUACAUAAACCCCAAAAUUCGAGUGUCUAUAAUGCCAAAUUGUUGUGUCUUUUGUGCUGUUCCGGCUAUUCAAACUUGAGUUUGUAGAAAAUACACCAGGACUACGCUCAGCUCUCAACCGUUGCCGCUGGGUAUCUGUUUCCGGACCAGUUCCAAUUCCCAAGUAUUAUGUUCUCGCUGCUACACCACCCUCUUGUCUGCCGCUGCUGUUUGAUAGAGCAGCCGCCGCUCUAUCACAGCCUUCACGACGCCUCUAGCCGCCUGGCCGCGGAGCUUAAGGCCCUGGCACCCAGCCUGCGCCUGGAUCCUGGCGACAAUCUCACCGAUGUCAUCUGUGAGCUAUGCCUGCGCCGGCUGCACGAUGCCCGUGACUUUCAGCGCCGCUGCGAGCAGUCCGAACAGGAGCUACGUUCGCGUCACGAGCACUGGAAACAGAGAGUGGAAGUGGGCGACGUCUUGGCCCUGGACGAUGUGCUUGAGUGCCUAGAACGAGAGGUGGGCAGCCUAGAGGGACCAGCAGUGGCCAUUCCCCUGCAGCCUAGCAAGCCAGUGGCCUACGUGGCGCCGCUUAUGGAGAGCGUGGAUUUUGAAAACCUGGACUUUCAGGACAACUCGCCCAAUCAGUAUGAGGCGCCAACCUUUUGGCAAUCUACCCUGGAUGCGGGCAGCCUCAACACUCCGCACCAUCAGUCGGAGCCCUUCGAGGCCGGAGGUGCUCAGCUGGAGCAACCCGUUUUGCCGGAGACUCCCCUAGAAUCAACUCCAAAGCCCAAGAAGAAGCGUACCAAGUCCAAGGCCAAGCCCAAACCGAAGGAGGACAGGACUGCAAGCUCACCGCGUUCCCUGCGUCAGUGCAGCGAGUGCGAGAAGAAGUUUACGCGAAACUUCCAGCUGAAGCUCCACAUGACCGCCGUGCAUGGGCAGGGCGAGCUGCGGUACCAGUGCGACGAGUGCCGCAAGACCUUUGCCUCGCGGCACAGUCUGCGUUACCAUGUUAAGUCGGUUCACUCGACGGAGCGUCCCUUUGGCUGCCAGCACUGCGAUCGACGCUUCGUCUUGCGCACCCAGCUGAUGUCCCACCUGCGCACCCACACUGGCGAGACCAAGCCGCGCAUCUUUUCGUGCACCUACUGCUCUAAGACCUGGCCCACUAGGUCCGACCUCCGCACCCACAUGCGCUCUCACACCCCAAACAUGGAGCGGCCCUUCAAGUGCGAUCGCUGCGAAAAGGCCUUCUUCACGCGGGGACACCUGAACUCCCACCUGCUGGUGCACACCGGCGAGAAGCCAUUCGUAUGCGAUUACUGCGCCAAGUGCUACCAGAGUGUGGGCAACCUGAACAACCACAUGGUGAAGCAGCACGCGGACAUUAUCGAGGCCCAGCUGGAGAUGGAGCCCAUCGAGAGUUGAUCCAGGUCCCGAACCCGGUCCUCGAGGCUGCAUCAAGUAUUAGGGCAAGGGGCACAGCAUAAGCCCCGGAUUUUAUUUAUUUUUAGGUAUAUAUUUCGUAAAAGAAAAAGAGAGCUCGUGCUCCUCGAGCAGCUCUGCUUUCGAGAGAUGUUUAGCUUUUAAAGAGAUUUAAGAAGUAUCAAAAACAUUGCAAUAAAAUAUUAUAUUUAAAAAUCAUUUUUAUACCCUUGCAGG
Molecule: messenger RNA, 1716 nt
Organism: Drosophila kikkawai
Lineage: Eukaryota; Metazoa; Arthropoda; Insecta; Diptera; Drosophilidae
Product: zinc finger protein 431
Biological process (GO): regulation of transcription by RNA polymerase II
Cellular component (GO): nucleus
Molecular function (GO): DNA-binding transcription factor activity, RNA polymerase II-specific; zinc ion binding
Source: RefSeq, a predicted model, not a curated record